This is a messenger RNA of Thermothielavioides terrestris NRRL 8126, 3728 nucleotides long. RefSeq lists its product as uncharacterized. Gene Ontology annotation, cellular component: mitochondrion. The coding region runs from base 175 to 3480 and encodes 1101 amino acids. Lineage: Eukaryota; Fungi; Ascomycota; Sordariomycetes; Sordariales; Chaetomiaceae. The transcript is spliced from 3 exons. The record is from RefSeq and is a predicted model, not a curated record. Gene Ontology annotation, molecular function: L-glutamate dehydrogenase (NAD+) activity.
CGUUCCCGUCCCGUCCCCGUCCGCUCGCUCUACAAAGCUGUCGUCCGCUCCUCGCUGGCCUGCCGGCUGCUCUCUUCUCCUUACAUCACCCAUGUCCGGCUUGGCCGUGCCCGAGCAUAUCCCCUGACAUCUGUUUCUCUCUCUGCCUGACUUUCCCCACACAUCGCCUCCAUCAUGACGGACCUCGUCAUCCAGCCGUCGCCCACUAGUCCCAUUGGCGGUGGGCGCGGCGUGUUGGGGUUGAACAUCAAAACUGACUUGUCCAUCUCCAGCUUCCCCGCGUACGUGGAUCCGUUUACUUCGUCAGGCGAGACCAUGUCAAGCUCCCCAAUAGCUAUGAGCGCCACCCAUCGUCUAGUGGAGAGGGUCAAGGGGGACGAGCCGGGGAGGCAUCCGUCGCCGCAGCCCACGCACGUCAGCUACCCCCUCAUGCCGAGGGCGAACGGCAACGGCCACAGGGUCCUGCGCUCAGCGACCGUGGGCUACGUUGCGCCCGAGUUCAAGGGCAAGAAGGAGCAGAUGAAACAAGUCAAGGCAUACAUCAUGAAAUGCGGGUGGAUUCCCGAGUCGCUGGUUGACUCUCAGAUCGCUUGGUUCUACAACGAUCUCGGUAUCGACGAUGUCUACUUCCAAGUCGAGAACCCGGAAGUGGUGGCCAACCACAUUACAUCCCUCUAUGCCGCCAAGGUCGCCGCAUAUUCGCGCGAAGACAAGCGGGAAGAGAUCCGCUUGGACAUGGAAGCCUCGGACCAUGCCAUCUACAUCGACACCAGCGAGCCCGGCAAGACCGCCAUCGACGGUCCGCGGUACGAACAUCGCCUGGAAGCCAAGUACCUGGACGGCAGCGACCCGUCAAAACGCUUCCGCGUCGAGACCUUCCGGUCACCCGGUAUCAUCGGACCCUCGGACUCGAAGUCGACAUUGCGCUGCUACUUCGUCUACCAGUGCCACUUCGUCGAGCCCAACGCCGAUCCCAAGGAGACUCGACUCGAGGUCAUCAGCGACCGCAUGUUCCUCGCCAAGGUGACCAAGAACACCAAGCAGAUCUACCAGGAGAUCAUCGAGAUCGCUGUCAGCAGGACCGGUCCGGUCAUCGAGGUUUUCGACAUCGAAGACUCGCGGGAGAAGAGGUUGGUCGUCGCCUUCCGCUCCAGGACAGCGAGAGGAAUGUUCAGCGCCCUGAGCGAUCUCUACCAUUACUACGGCGUCACGAGCUCCCGGAAGUACGUCGAGCAGUUCUCCAACGGGAUCACGGUCAUGAGCAUCUACCUGCGCCCCGCCGCGAACCUCGACUCCUCCAAGUAUCCGCCGAUCGAGGAGUCGAUCCACCAGAUCACCAAGGAGGUGUCGCUCCUGUACUGCAUGCCCCAGACCAAGCUCCACGCCAUGUUCGCCUCGGGCGAGCUGAGCCUGCAAGAAACCAUCUAUGCGCACUGCGUAUGGGUCUUCGUGCAGCACUUCUUGAACCGUCUCGGGUCCGAGUACGCCUCGCUGGUGGCGGCACUCGAUCCCAGAAACAACGGGCACGCCGAGAUCCUGUCGAGGAUGAAGAAGCGCCUGCGCACCGAGACGUUCACUCCCGAUUACAUCCUCGAGAUCAUCAGUUCACAUCCCGGGCUCAUCCGCGCCCUGUACGCCUCUUUCGCCGCCGUCCACCUCCAGGUCGGGCCCGACUUUGACCGCUAUUGCAUUGCCCCGACCCCGGGCACGGAGGUCCUCUCUGAUGCCAAGCUCAAAGAAAAAAUCACGAAGGACGUUUCCAAUGAGCACGAGGAGAUGGUCAUGACGGCCUUCCGCGUCUUCAACAACGCCGUGCUCAAGACCAACUAUUUCACCCCGACCAAGGUGGCACUGAGCUUCCGGCUCGACCCCUCGUUCCUCCCUGAGAUUGAGUACCCGAAGCGCCUCUACGGCAUGUUCUUCGUCAUCACGGCAGAGUCGCGGGGCUUCCACCUGCGCUUCAAGGACAUUGCUCGGGGCGGUAUCCGCAUCGUCAAAUCGCGCAGCAAGGAGGCCUACUCGAUCAACGCUCGGAACCUGUUCGACGAGAACUACGGUCUCGCCAGCACCCAGCAGCGCAAGAACAAAGACAUCCCCGAGGGGGGCUCCAAGGGCGUCAUCUUGCUUGAUCCUAAGCAGCAGGACAAGGCCCGCGAGGCCUUCGAGAAGUAUAUCGACAGCAUCCUGGACCUGCUGCUGAAGGCCGAGACACCCGGCAUCAAGAACCCCAUCGUCGAUCUCUACGGCAAGGAAGAGAUCCUCUUCAUGGGCCCGGACGAGAACACGGCCGACCUGGUCGACUGGGCAACCGAGCACGCCCGCACCCGCGGCGCUACCUGGUGGAAGUCGUUCUUCACCGGCAAGUCGCCGAAGCUGGGUGGCAUCCCGCACGACACGUACGGCAUGACGACGCUGUCGGUGCGCGAGUAUGUCAAGGGCAUCUACCGCAAGCUCAACUUGGAUCCGUCCAAGGUGAGGAAGAUGCAGACGGGCGGCCCGGACGGCGACCUGGGCAGCAACGAGAUCCUUCUCAGCGACGAGACGUACACCGCCAUCGUCGACGGCUCCGGCGUCCUCGUCGACCCCAACGGCAUUGACAAGGAGGAGCUGUACCGGCUCGCCAGGAAGCGCCAGAUGAUCUCGCAUUUUGAUCUGUCCAAGCUGUCCAAGGACGGUUAUAGGGUGCUCUGCGAGGAUGCGAACGUCACGCUGCCCAGCGGAGAGGUUGUCAGCAAUGGCACGGCGUUCCGCAACACGUACCAUCUCCGUGACACCGGUCUGACGGAUAUGUUUGUGCCGUGCGGUGGCCGGCCCGAGUCGAUCGACCUCGUCUCGGUGAACAAGCUCAUCAAGAACGGCAAGGCCACCAUCCCCUACAUCGUCGAGGGCGCCAACCUCUUCAUCACGCAAGACGCCAAGCUGCGCCUCGAGGAGGCCGGCUGCAUCGUGUAUAAGGACGCCAGCGCCAACAAGGGCGGCGUGACCAGCUCCUCGCUCGAGGUACUCGCAUCCCUUAGCUUCGACGAUAAGGAGUUUGCCGAGAACAUGUGCUACGACGGCAAGGGCAACGCCCCCGAGUUCUACAAGGCGUACGUCAAGGCGGUGCAGGAGAAGAUCCAGGAGAACGCGCGGCUCGAGUUCGAAGCCAUCUGGCGCGAGCACGAGCAGACGGGCGUGCCGCGGUCAGUGAUCUCCGACAAGCUGUCGGUGGCCAUCACGACGCUCGACGAGCAGCUGCAGCACUCGGACCUGUGGGAGAACGAGGACAUCCGCCGCGCCGUGCUGGCGGACGCGCUGCCGAACCUGCUCAUCGAGAAGCUCGGCCUCGAUACCAUCAUCCACCGCGUGCCGGACACGUAUCUGCGCGCCAUCUUUGGCAGCUACCUGGCCAGCCGGUUCGUCUACGAGUGCGGCAGCUCGCCGAGCCAGUUCGCGUUCUAUGACUUCAUGUCCAAGAGGAUGGCCAAGAUGCAGUCGUGAUUUCAGUCAGCAUUGUCCAUGCUUUCAUUCAAAAGGACUUGUGUGUUGUCUCUCAGGCGAUUGGCGUACGGAAAACUGCAACAUGUGUCUCGACGGAAGAAAAAAAGAAGAAAAACGACUUAGGCAUGGAAGCAAAGCUGGUUUGGGCAGACAUGGGGCUUUUGGUGCUACAGAAAAUCGUCGGCUGCGGUCCUGAUCCGCUGUUGUCUGUUUUCUUGUUUCUUGUCCUUUUCCUCUUGGGUCAGUUC